AUGUUUUUACCUUUCCUUUUACCAUGCCUCUAUUAUUUCAAGUUUUCCUUUCACCACCCCUCCAUUAUUUCUACAUUUUCUUUUACCAUUCCUCUAUUAUUUCAACUUUCCCUUUCAUCUCCCCUCCGAUGUUUUUACCUUUUCUUUUUACCAUGCCUCUAUUAUUUCAACUUUUCCUUAAAUAUCUCCUCCUAUAUUUUUACCUUUCCUUUUACCAUUCCUCUAUUAUUUCAACUUUUCCUUUUAUCUCCCCUCCGAUGUUUUUACCUUUUCUUUUUACCAUGCUUCUAUUAUUUCAAAUUUUCCUUUUAUCUCCCCUCCAUCAUUUCUACUUUUCCUUUUACCACCGCUAUAUUAUUUCUUCUAUGCUAUUCACCUCUCCACUAUUCUUUUUUUCUUUCACUCCCUUCAAUUAUUUCUUUCUUUAUUUGCCGUCUCUUUUUUUUUUUCGUUUCCUUCCAAACCGACACUGCUGAUUCUUUUCCUCAAAACAUGACAGUUUUUCCUCUUUCUUUCUUUCUUUCUUUCUUUCUUUCUUUUUUUCUUUCUUUCUUUCUUUCUUUCUUUCUUUCUUUCUUUCUUUCUUUCGUGAUACCCCAUUUCUGUUGA
This is a messenger RNA of Acanthosepion pharaonis, 609 nucleotides long. NCBI's taxonomy places the organism in Eukaryota, Metazoa, Mollusca, Cephalopoda, Sepiida, Sepiidae. The record is from the annotation of a GenBank genome assembly.